This is a messenger RNA of Parascedosporium putredinis, 558 nucleotides long. NCBI's taxonomy places the organism in Eukaryota, Fungi, Ascomycota, Sordariomycetes, Microascales, Microascaceae. The record is from the annotation of a GenBank genome assembly.
AUGGAGAUUCCAACACAGCUCGCCUUUAUGGCAGGCCAGACCAUCGCCUUUGCAUUCGUGUGGCGGGCCCUCCAUAACUAUGUCGACAAAAACGGCCCAAUCCGUGGCGCUUCGACAGUCACUAAAAUAAACAGCAUCUUCUACGCCUUUGUUUCCCUAGCCUUGAUGAUAUUCCUCAUCUAUCGCCCAGAAGGUGACGCGACCAGCCGUUACGCGUACCAUUACUCCAAGUUCUACGAAUACGUCGACAUUCUCAACGUCCGGGCUAGUGGAGGAGCCAUUGACUUGCACUUCGGCUUCCACCACCUGACUACCUGCUACCUUACCUGGGCCCGCACCGCCCAUAACUAUAAUGGCUGGAAGCCCUUUGCCAUUUCCAACACGUUCCAUCAUGCUAUCAUGUACGCAUACUUUGGUGGCUGGGAGUUGCCUCGUCCGAUAUUACCCUGGACAGGUGCCCUCCAGCUCAUUAUUGGGAUGAUUGCCGACGCUUUGGUUAUACAGGAGAAGUGGACGGAUGGCUCAGCCGGAGCUGAGGAUGAGAGCACGUCAGAGUGA